Messenger RNA from Helianthus annuus (common sunflower), 4541 nucleotides. RefSeq names its product TMV resistance protein N. The record is from RefSeq and is a predicted model, not a curated record. The transcript has 5 exons. Gene Ontology annotation, molecular function: ADP binding. The coding region runs from base 34 to 3867 and encodes 1277 amino acids. Gene Ontology annotation, biological process: defense response; signal transduction. NCBI's taxonomy places the organism in Eukaryota, Viridiplantae, Streptophyta, Magnoliopsida, Asterales, Asteraceae.
AUCACUUUGUUUGAUCCAUCAAACACUUCCAUAAUGGCAUCUACUUCAGCUUCAUCCAUACAAAAGAGCUUCAAGUAUGAUGUCUUUUUGAGUUUUAGGGGUGAAGACACCCGCAAGAACUUUGUUGAUCAUCUCUAUCAUGCUCUUCACCAAAAGGGCAUUAUAACUUAUAAGGAUGAUGAAACAAUCAAGAAAGGGGAAAGAAUCAGAGAUCAGCUCAUCGAGUCCAUUGAGGACUCGAGAUUUUACAUCAUUGUUUUCUCCAGGAACUAUGCAUCUUCAUCAUGGUGCUUAGACGAGCUCGUCAAGGUUAUGGAGUGCCAAAAGAUGACCGAGCAUACUGCUUACCCCAUCUUCUAUGAUGUGGAACCCUCUGAAGUCCGAAAACAAAGUGGGUCAGUUGGGGAAGCCUUUGAACAGUUCACAAGGAAGAGGAAGAGGGCGUUGGAAGAUGUAAAUCUGGAAAAGGAAAAUGAUGUUGGAAGAUGGAAAAAUGCUCUAAAAGAAGCAGCCAACCUCGCUGGGAUGGAGUUGAAGAACACUUUCAACGGACAUGAAGCAAAAUUUAUCCAACAAAUCGUUCAAGACGUUUCACUAAAGCUACAUCUCAUUAACUUGAGCGUUGACAGGAAGUUAGUAGGCAUGGAGACUCGGGUAAGGGACAUAAUUUCAUCUUUGGAACUUGAUAUAGAUGAUGUUCGGAUGAUAGGGAUCAAGGGGAUAGGCGGUGGUGGGAAGACCACUUUGGCGAGAGCUAUUUUUGAUCAUAUAUCCAUCUGGUUUGAAGGUAAGAGCUUUGUUGAAGAUGUUAGAGAAGUUUCCAAAGGCUCUUUGUCUGGGUUGAAGGAUUUGCAAAAGCAGAUCCUUUCAUCCGUGUUAAAUGAUCAAACCAUUGUUGUAGCUGGUGUUUCUGACGGAAAAAGUCUGAUGAAAAAGAUGAUGCCUCAUAGAAAGGUUCUUGUAGUUCUAGAUGAUGUGGAUGAUAUAGACCAGCUUGAAGCAUUAGCAGGUGAGCCUACCUGGUUUAAGCCGGGAAGUAGAAUCAUCAUCACCACAAGAGAUGAGCAAGUGUUAGUAGCACAACGAGUGGAUGUUAUUCAUGAUGUCAAUCUGUUAUCAGAUGAGGAAGCAAUUUGCCUCUUUAGUAGGUAUGCAUUUGGGAGGGAGAUUCCAGAUCAAGGGUAUGAAGAGCUAUUAGGAAAAGUUGUACAUUAUGCUGCCGGUCUUCCCUUAACAAUCAAAGUUUUGGGUUCACAUCUUUGUGGUAGAACUGAGCAUGAAUGGGUAGACACCAUAGAAAGACUAAAAACCAUUCCAUUAGAGAAAACUUUGAAAAGAUUGGAAAUAAGCUAUAAUGGCCUGGAGAAUGAUGAGAAAGAAAUAUUCUUAGAUGUCGUAUGCAUACUGAAAGGUGAAAUGAAAGAUGACUCAAUAAGAAUACUUGAAAGUUGUGGGUUUAAUGCUCAUAUUGGUUUAAGAGUUCUUGAGCAGAAAUCUUUGAUAACUAUUUCUGAUUAUGACGGUUUGCGUUUCCAUGACCAUAUAGAAGAAAUGGGCUGGAAUAUUGUUCGUGGUUUGCACCCUCUUGAGCCUAGCAAGCAUAGCCGAUUAUGGAUUAAAGAAGAAAUUGAAGAUAUAUUGGUUAAUGAAUUGGGUGCCGAAGUAACAAGAAGUAUUAAACUAAAAUACACAAGUCUCCAUCCAACAACUAUUAUGAGAGGUCUUAGGAAAAUGAGGGAACUUAGAUUUCUUUCCGUGCGUAGAGGAGCUAAAGUAUGGGCUAUUGAUGAAGUUAGCCAAUACUUGCCAGAUGCUUUACAAUCUCUAUAUUGGCUUCAAUACCCUUUUCGGUCUUUACCUCAAACGUUUCAAGCAAAUAAGCUCGUUAACCUUGAAAUGGUUGCCAGCAAUAUAUCUGAACUUUGGGAAGGAGGAGAAAAAAAGGUUCUAAAUAAGAUAAGAUUCAUUGACCUCAGAUAUUCAAAGUUAGAAACCUUUGACCUUAGUAUUACUCCAAAUCUCGAAAAGUUAAAUCUGGAAGGAUGUUUUAACCUUUUCAAACUCCACAUCCCUGUUGAAUGUCCAAAGCUCAAAUUCCUCAAUCUCACUUUUUCUAAGGUGAGUAACCUUAACCUUAGGAUGACUCCACACCUUGAGGUAUUAUAUAUCGAUGGAUGUGAAGAAUUAGUAGAACUCCACUUGCCUGUUGAGUGUUCGAGUCUCAAAUUCCUCUACCUCGGUGGUUCUAAGGUGAGUAAGCUUAACCUUGGGAACACUCAACAUCUCAAAGAGUUGGAUUGUAAAGGAUGUUAUGACUUUGUAGAACUCCACAUGCCCGUUGAAUUUUUGAAUCUCAAAUCCAUAGAUCUUAGUGGUUCCAAGGUGAGUAAACUUAACCUUGGGAUGACUCCACAUCUUGAGGAUUUAAAUCUUGAACGAUGUAAAGAUUUUGUAGAACUCCACAUGCCUGUUGAAUGUCCAAAGCUCAAAUUUCUCAACCUUAAAGGUUCUAAGGUGAGUGACCUUAACCUUAUGGCUCCAAAUCUCGAGAAGUUAAAUGUUGAACAAUGUAAUGAAUUUGUAGAACUCCACUCGCAUGUUGAAUGUCUAAACAUCAAAUCUCUCGAUCUUAGUGGUUCUAAGGUGCGUAACCUUAACCUCGGGAUUACUCCAAAUCUUGAAAGCUUAAAUCUUGAAGGAUGUAAUGAUAUUGUAGAACUCCACAUGCCUGUUGAAUGUCCAAAGCUCAAAUUUCUAAACCUUAAAGGUUCUAAGGUGAGUGACCUUAACCUUAUGGCUCCAAAUCUCGAGAAGUUAAAUCUUGAACAAUGUAAUGAAUUUGUAGAACUCCACUCGCAUGUUGAAUGUCGAAACAUCAAAUCCCUCAAUCUUAGUGGUUCUAAGUUGCGUAACCUUAACCUCGGGAUUACUCCAAAUCUUGAAAGCUUAAAUCUCAAAGGAUGUUAUGACUUUGUAGAACUCCACAUGCCCGUUGAAUGUCCAAAGCUCCAAUUCCUCUGCCUUGGUGGUUCUAAGGUGAGUAACCUCAAUCUCGAGAUGACUCCACAUCUCAAGAAGUUAGAUCUUAAAGGAUGUUAUUACCUUCAAGAAAUUCACGCUCCCGUGGGUUGUCUAAAAAAUCUUGUCUACUGUAACUUCAACGGUUGCUCAAGGUUUAAAUAUUUUGCUGUUAAUAAACGGAAUGAAGUACAUGGUCCUUCAGAUGUAGCUAGACUGAACCUAAUUGCGGAGUCCCUAGAUAUAUGCCCACUGCAUCCAGACAGUAAUUUGCCUAAGUUUCAGUUUAGUUGUAUAUAUCGGGAACCUCUAUUCUCAUCGAGUGGAAAUAUUGAGAAGCUUAUAUCUUUUGGUCUAUGUGCUUGCACAAACCUUGAGUCGUUUUCAACAAGCAUUUGUGGUUUACAACAUUUAAGUGAGCUCACUCUUAUAGGCAGUAUUCCGGAGGUGCCCAAUGAUCUGUAUCAGUUACAAAGUCUAGAGAACCUACGUUUGUCGAUGAAAGAGAUUAAGCAUCUUCCGGAUAGCAUUUGUAUGUUGAAACGUUUGAAAUCACUCAACUUAUAUGAUUGUAGAUCCUUACAAGAUAUCCCAGACAGUAUCUGUAAGAUGGAAAGUUUAAGUGAUUUGAAUCUCCAACUUUGUCUACUAGUUAAAAAAUUGCCCAAGGAAUUUGGAGAUAUGAAACGCUUGAAUACGUUAGAUAUAGAAGGUGCGGGCAUAAUCCAUCUUCCUUCCAGCAUUUUUCGAUUGAAAGGUCUGCGUAUUACAGGGUCUAGGGGGCAGCUUGAGUCGUGUGGUUUUACUAAUAUAAUCUUUGGAUUCGUAGGCUGGUAUGUACGGUUGUGAAUAACAGGGACAUUCUGUUAGUAAGUUGGGAUUCAAGAAGAAGUAUUCAAAGUGUCUUUGAAUAUUUAUGUUUCUGAUUUAUAGAAUGUAAUAGGGACAUUCUCUUUUUGCUUAACAUGUUGUAAACUGAUUACCGAACAAAAAAUGGUUACUUGUAGUUAACUGGCUGACUGAACCAAUCAGUUGAACAACCCGCGCAUAACCUACACCUCUUGAUCGUGGUUCUGUUGGAGGAUAAAAUCAACACUGCACACUAGUAAGUCCCAUAGCAUGUUAAUUAUUGGUUGAAGCUGUUACAUUUGAGUAGGGUUGUUCAUGAGCCGAGCCGAGUCAGUGCAAGCUCGGGCUCGGCUUGAUUACAAGCCGAGCUGGCUGUGUUUGGAUUUGAAACCGAGCUGAAAAUCUAAGCUCGGACUCGGCUUGGUUUUAAACCGAGCUGGCUCGGCCCGGUUUGAUUUGGCUCGAUUUUAUAAAGAAAAAUUAACAUAUAGCUCUUAAAAUUAAAUAGUCUAAAAUAUUAUUCAAUAGCACAAAAGAAUAUUUCCAAAUAAGUUCAAUUAAUACAUUACAAGCCAAAAUCAAGUUUAACAACACAAAUAAGUUUUAAAUUUUAAUGGAAUACAAUAUUAGUUUAUUAGCAUGAUAAUUAACCUUUAAAUAUGUCAUAGUUAUCA